Rhizophagus irregularis DAOM 181602=DAOM 197198 is the source of this 3236-nucleotide messenger RNA. NCBI's taxonomy places the organism in Eukaryota, Fungi, Glomeromycota, Glomeromycetes, Glomerales, Glomeraceae. The record is from RefSeq and is a predicted model, not a curated record.
ACCCGUGUAAUUUAUCUUCUUUCAAAUUUACUUAUAUAUUUCCUUUCUUCAUUUUGUAUACUAUUCGUUUAUUUAAUUUAUUUCAAAAACAAAUUUGCGCAUUACUUUAGUUCUAAUUUCGGAAUCUCGUUCUUAUUUUUUCUUUUUUUUUUUUGAUAAAGUGAAAUUUUAUUUAACGUUACAGGUUAGCUAUUGCAGCACGUAUUUAAUAUCUUGCAAAUAUGCACAAAACGGAUUCAGGUUUUUAUGUUAUCGAUGUCCUACCGUUACAUAAUAGCAGCAAACGUCCGUUUCAUCUUGAGAAAAGAAUGAAAUCCAAGAAAUCCUUUUCCUCAUACGGACAUGAAAAGCUGCUUCAAUAUGGUCCGUAUGAUGCUCAAAUUAAAAGGGAGGCUAUCCUUGAACAAAGGCGUCUUAAGUUGGCUCGUCAGUACUUGCAUGUAAAGGAUGUCCUUAUUAAACAGCAUCAACGUGCUCUUCGUGAUUCUUCCGCCAAGCGAUCUCAUAUUCAGCAAACUUUACGACUCGCCGAGAAGAAUAGAAAUACUAUUUUGCAACGAUUGGUAGAACAAUGUGCUCAGGAAGUUGCUAGAUGCAAAGAAGUUGCGCGUCAACAACAACUUAAGAAUCAAGAAGAAAUUGAUAGACGUCGUGCUAAUUUGGAACGUCGACAAAAAGCUACUGCUGCUCGUCGUGCUAAACUCCUCACUGUACCAAAAUCUCGCAUUUUUUCUAACGAGAUGGCUAUUCCGCCCACUCGUGAGGAAGCUGCUGUUAUUAUUCAAAACCAUUGGCGUUAUAGACAACUUUCCAAAGCUAUUAAAACUUACCGUAGUUUUGGAAUUUCAGUUCAUGUUACUGAAAACUUGUCUUUUCAAGAUACUGUAAGAUUGUUACAAAAACCAGCAGUUAUUCAAGCAACUGGUAAAUUGUUACAAAAAGCACGAAAAGUCUCCCCUCUGACAUGUGGUGCAAACAAGUAUAAGAAUCUUUCUAGGGUGUUUUUAAGUGCUUAUAUGAUCGUGUCACAUACCAACGAAAUUCUUGCUGAUAUCGGUCAUUAUGAAAGGAAGCUUUUUACUUCCGCGAAGGUCAUGCUGAGAGAACUUGAACAAUGGUUCAAUGAGUUUAGCAACGAUGAACCAAAUAAAAUUCAUAUUAACCACCUCCUCAGCUUUCUUUCUGCAUGGGACACUUAUUAUAAAGAUUUUGAUAAUUGGAAAUCUAAAGAUAGCGAAGAACUCGCUAGUAACCUCAUUGCGCAUUACGCAGAGCUUGAGAAAUUGUGGAAUACAGUUAAAACACAGGCUAACGCAGAGACUGAGUGGAGAAUGAAUAUUGUGCAACAACAAGAAGUGAUUAGAAGCAAAAUUAGAAACUUGGGCGGUGAUGAAGCAAUUUCCAAGUUGGAAAGAAGUUUGAGAAGAUUAAAAGAAAAACUUCCAAAUGAAAGUGGCGAUGAAACUGAUACGUCAGAUUCGGUCGCUGGUGUUAAUAAUGAACGAGAAGCUGAAGAAAUCAAGGAACAAGAAUCAAGUACUCCUCCACGACAGAAAUUUGUUCCUUCACCUUUGGUCACUAAAGUUUCUAAUUUAACACAGAAUUCAUCUCAAUCAAUGCCCAAAUCUUCAUCUUAUUUUGCGUUUUCUCCUAGUACUAGUCCUCUAGGUUCACCGUCAGAACCUUCAACAAAUUCAGAUCUCCAUCGCAUUAUGCAAAGUUUGGGACAUGACGGUGUUGGAUUAACUAAUGAGCAACUUGCGCAUGAAAUUAUUAUUGACCCAGAAUUUGAGUUGCAACCCCCUAAGAGGACUGAAUUAGAAGAACGGGUUAGAUCUAUGGCUACUAAAGCGUUCUUCGAUUCAGCUAGAGCAGAUUUUGAAAAAGGAAAAUAUGAUGUUUGGAUUCCUAAUCUUCUCAGCGAUAUUAAACAGCGACUUGUUGAUUUGGUUCCUCCAACUUCUCCAUUACAAUCGUCCAUUAAUGAAAUUCUUGACAUUGAUUUGAUCAAACAACAAACCAAAGUUGGUGUAUAUAAUAUACGUAAUUGUAUUGUAUAUAUUACUAAUACUAUGUUACAAAUUUGCGCGCCUGUUCGGGAUGAACAAAUUCAGGAGCUUAAAGGUUUGAAGGAUCUUGCAGAGAUUUUUAAACGAUUAUUGGAAAUCUUGGAUCAAAUGAGGCUUGACCUUGCUAAUUAUCGCGUUAAGGCAUUUAGAUCUUAUUUAAAAGAGCAUGCAGUUGAUUAUGAAAGACGUAAAUUUGAUCAGGCGUUAAAAUCUAAUCGUUUGAGCCUUGAUCGAGCUAAAGCUUGGUUGACUCCAACCAUUGAUUCAUUAUUACGUACAGUCGCAGAACGAAAUCCUGAGAACGUUUAUCUCCCACAACAUAAACAUAAUCAUGGUAUUAAAUUUGAUCAAGUAUAUAACGAAGCACUUGUCUCCUUUAUUUUUCAACAAUCAAUUAUCGAUAAAAAUAGUUGUCCUGAAACCUUUUUGCUUGAUGUUGAAAGACUUUGGAAUUUCCAAAAUGAAGGACAAGCUAUUACUAUCGUGGCUGCCUUAUUAAUGCUUACCAAAAACGUAGCUAGCAGUCAGGCUAAUUUUUCAUUCGAUGAUGAUAAUCUUCCUAAAUUAAAAGAUACUCUUUUCGUUUUAUUGUUGGAUGGCGACACUACUAUUGAUAAUUUAACUGCCGAGAUUUUAAAUUAUCUUCCAUCAUCUCUUUCUCCUGAAACUCAAUCUCUUGUAAAAUCAAUGGUUUCUAAAACACUUUCCCAAUCGGAUAAAGUUUUUUCACUCUUAUCACGUCGAAUUCAAAGCGUUGUCAAGCAACAUCUUCAGACAGGUCAAUUCCCUAAAAAGGAAACUUUGGCUCAGUAUGGCGUACUCACUGUUGCUAGGGAAUUGGAACAGCUUAGCAAAAAGAUUUGUGUUCUAGGUAGAUAUAAUCGUGAAGUUUAUGCUAGUUGGUAUGAUACUGUAAUUAAGGAAUAUUUGAAUGAAACCAGAGAAGCAAAUAAAAAGAAGAGACAAGCAACAAAAAGAAAAUUGAAUAUGAAAAUUGUUGGUGAAAAGCGAAAAGAUCAAUAGAUCAAUUUAUUUUAAAGAAUAUAACUUUUUUUUUUUAACGCAUUAUGUAAUGAACUUAAAAGCUUGAAUAUUUAUUGUUUAUUUUAGCAUCCUUUAUUUUAUUAUUAAGUUCAUUUAGAUUUAUAUAAAUUAUUUAGAUUCAAU